UACUACGUGCAAAUGUGAUUGAGGAUAAACUUGUUGCUGUUGAGUUGGCAGUUUGGCUGUAGCGUGCAUUACUUUCGCUGCCUGCCAGGUUUCUCUUCAAGAGCUGAUUUCACCUGCACUUUAUGUGUUUCAAAUUUUAGCAUAUGAACAAAUUUAAAAGUCAGUAGUUUGCUGGCGGCUCCGUUGUGAUUUUACGCGGUCGCCACACAGUGUUGCAGCAGCAAUUCGUGUUUCCCCUCAGUCCUCUUUAGCUAACCAGCUGCAUCAUUUCAAGCUGUGCUUUGGUCAGCGUUUAGAUAUUUAGUGGUUUUUGUUUGGAUAUUUUCAGUUGUGCUGGAGGGACGGAUGAGGCCGUUGUCAUGACGCUGAGGAGAGUAAACGUGGUCAUCCUUGUGCUGCUGGCUGUGGCCUUCCUAAUCAUAGUUCAACGAAAUCUUCUCAGCCUCAGUGACUUUUUACACAAAGAAAACCCAGAUGCAGGCAUGAUUCUUCCCUUUGAAUCCGAGUUGUCUCCAGACAUCAGACUAGAGGCGGCGAGGAAAGGAGAGGAGAUCCCUGUCCUCAUUACAGCUGCUGAAGAAAGACUUGGCGCUGUGGUUGCUGCCAUGAACAGCAUCUACCAAAACAGUAAAGCCAGUGUAGCUUUCACCAUUGUUACCCUGAAUGACACCGUGGAUCACCUAAAAGUGUGGCUCAGUAAGACAAAGCUAAGGGAUGUCAAAUACAAGAUAGUCAUUUUCAAGCCUGAGUUCCUCAAUGGGAAAAUAUCUAAAGAUCCACAAACGCUGGAGGCUGCAAGACCGUUGACUUUUGUCAGGUUUUAUCUACCCGUAUACAUACCUGAGGCAGAGAAAGCCAUUUAUUUGGAUGACGAUGUCAUUGUACAAGGGGACAUUCAGGAGUUAUAUGAAACCAACCUCAAACCAGGACACGCAGCUGCCUUUUCAGAUGACUGUGAUUCAGCAUCUGCUAAGGGCAUCGUUCGAGGGGCUGGAAAUCAGAACAACUAUAUAGGUUUCCUGGAUUUCAAAAAGGAAGCAGUCAAGAAGCUGGGAAUGAGGGCCAACACCUGCUCCUUCAAUCCUGGGGUCAUCAUCGCCAACCUGACUGAGUGGAGGAACCAGAACAUCACCGGACAGCUGGAGCACUGGAUGGAGCUUAACAAGCAGGAGGAUCUGUACAGCAAGACGCUGGCAGAGAGUGUCACCACCCCCCCACUCCUCAUUGUUUUCUACAAACGUCACUCCACCAUCGACCCCAUGUGGCACGUCAGGCACCUUGGCACUACUGGGGCUGGAAACCGCUAUUCCAAUCAGUUUGUGAAAGCUGCCAAACUCCUCCACUGGAACGGACACUAUAAACCUUGGGGGAGAACAUCCUCCUUUUCCGAUGUGUGGGACAAGUGGUUCAUUUCAGACCCCGCAGGAAAAUUUCAUCCUGUGCGGAGACAUGUAGGGGACAAAUAGAUAGAAAAGUUGUUUUAAAGAACUUUCAACCAGUGAAGUUGCAGCAGAACCGCCACCUCGUGAUACCUCAGGAACUAAGUAAGGCCUUUUCCCUUGACAGUGCUGUACUUGAGUUCUGACAUCCUCUGAACAUGUAGACCUGUGUACUCUCACAUUCCCUCCAGCACACAGAGUUGACUUUUUAUUUCUAUACCCACUGCUUCUUAUUCUUGCUUGGAGCACGCUAAUAUUUUUACAUUUCUUUUGUCAGUGCCCUUGAGAUUGCUUUGACGCGUGCUUCUCAAAAUGUUCUGAUAAAGUGUUGAAAGCAGAUUAUUUCAGUAGAGGGGCACAGUGUUUUCCUCCUUGUAGGUAAGAGCCGAGAUCACAUUGUUGCUUUGAAGGGGUUGGACCUUUUUAAUAGACAUGUAUGCAUCAGUCUCAGCAGUAAUGAGAUACUUUGAGUGACCAAGUGUCAAGACAACCUUGUACAACUUAAGCCAUUGUCAAGGUAACAAUGGCUUAAGUAGCUAUGUUUACAUGCAGCUGAAUACUAAUUUACUUCAUUUACAUAUUAUAGAGUUUAUACAGUUACCUCAAAUUUAAUGGUGCAGCAGUUGAAACUGCAGUUUAACUAAUUCAAACACAUUUCCCUCCCACAUUAGUUUAGUCUGAGUUUUAAUUAUUUCAGCCAGUCAUUACCUCAAUUCAGUAUUCCCUGUGGUAAAGUAAAGGAGUGCUGAUAUUACUUUCUUUUUUUGAAAUACUUUUUUUUUAAAUACUUAAGUGUACAUAGGUUCAUCGGUCAGAUUUGAACAGUGCUUCAUGCUUGGUUCAGCAUUUCCAUCAGACAGAGAAUGCCACUUGUCUGUCCCUCCUAUAAAUGAACUAAAUGCACACUAGUUCAGUACUGUGCUGCCUCACUGAACUGUCACAUUGUGGUUUUUCAUGACUUUAUAAUCAGACCACUAAGCAAACUGCACCCCUGCAGAAAUCGAAGAACAUAACAUUUGCACAAAGUUCUCAUACUUUAUCCCGCAACAGGAUUUUUAUACACAUCGAAGCUCUCGCCUUUCUGGUGUACAUAUUUGUCAUCUUUUGUAAAGUACAUGAAAUAAAACUUACAUUUUUAUCAUUUAAA
Molecule: messenger RNA, 2586 nt
Organism: Scatophagus argus
Lineage: Eukaryota; Metazoa; Chordata; Actinopteri; Scatophagidae
Gene: glt8d1
Product: glycosyltransferase 8 domain containing 1
Exons: 9
Coding region: 360-1466 (368 amino acids)
Cellular component (GO): Golgi apparatus
Molecular function (GO): glycosyltransferase activity
Source: RefSeq, a predicted model, not a curated record